Molecule: messenger RNA, 2006 nt
Organism: Diatraea saccharalis (sugarcane borer)
Lineage: Eukaryota; Metazoa; Arthropoda; Insecta; Lepidoptera; Crambidae
Source: the annotation of a GenBank genome assembly
UAGGUACUAUUCUAAAAUUUCAAUCUGAUUUUUGUCAUAAAUCAAUAAGCACAUUUAUUAACAUCCAUCAAAGCAUGUUAUUCGAUAACCAAACACUUUAUCAUUAGCAGCUCUGCAAUAUCGUUGCUUCUUAUCAAAGGGGGCGGAAACGCGUGAAUUAGGUAAGUAUCAAAUAUUCCACUAUUUCACAUCCAAAUAAAUCAAUCUUUUUGAUAUAACCAUUUCAGUGGAAUAUAAUGUUGGGACGCAACAUAUUGACUGUGCUUGUAGGAGUUUCCAAUUUUCUUAACGCACUUGGUGGAUGUCCUACCGACCGCGAUGCAAUCGACAACUUCGAAGUAGAACUACAUGAAGACCUAUUCUGCGCCUACAGUAGUACAUUUCGACCAGUAAAAGAUUACAGAAGUACUGUCAACGUUAAAGUUCAACUUGCAAUUACAUACAUUAGUUUUGAUGGGACGGAAGAGAUCUUCACCGUCCACGCCAAAAUCUCUAUGACAUGGCGUGACGAAUUUUUGACAUGGGACCCAUUUAAUUAUGGAGGCAUUAAAGAAAUCCCAGUUGAUAGUCUGUAUAUUUGGACACCGCGUUUGUCGUUGUACAACUCUGACGCCUCGACAGGGCAAUACGACGUAAUAUAUACAACAUGUUUAUUACAAUACAAUGGUACGGUUAUUUGUAGUCCACAUGAGUCGCCUUCCGGCUUGUGCCGUACCUGGCUGCGAAACUGGCCCUAUGACAAACAAAAUUGCACGUUUGUCUUUGGUUCAUGGAUGCAUACGGGAGAAAAAGUUAAUUUCGACUUUGCCGCGAAUAGAGCGAUAGUAUACGAGAACUUUGAUGACGGGCCUGGUUGGAAGUUACUGAACAUUUCAUAUUAUCGCUUACCUGGUAACUAUGGUCCUAAUGAGUCCCAUCCUUCGCUUAAUUAUGUGUUUGAACUUCAAAGAGAAGCUAGAGGACUUGAAGCUAUGAUUGUGAUACCGUCUAUAGUGCUAAUUGUACUUACAACGAUUAGUUUACUAUUGGACGUGAAAGAGGACAAGAGAUUAGCGUUGCAAUGUUUUAGCUUAUACGGCCAUUUUAUGUUUUUGAUCGAGAUUACCAUGAAUAUUCCGAAACAAAGUUUAGAUACGCCAAUAAUACUGUUGUUGAUUCGGGAUUCAGCUAUCAUGUCGUCGGCGUCUAUAGUUUUAACAAUGGUAUUAACGCCACUUCGCGAACGUGCCGAGACGCCUCCUUCUUGGUUAUUAAAAUUGAGCCAACUAGUGACUAGCGGUCCAGGCAAGUAUAUAGUUUUCACAGAAUUCGAUUCCAGCGAUACUACCGACAAGAGUCCGGCUGUUGAACAAGACAAAACGCAACUUUAUAAUGCUUCUGUUUGGUUAUCGUUAGCGAACACCCUUAAUAGUAUAAGUUUUAUUAUUUACAUUGUGACAUAUAUAAUCUUAAUUUGUAUUUAUAUACCGGAAAAUUGAUAAUAAAUACUAUUCAGUUUCUGAGGUAAUCUGAUCCCUAGAGUAUAAGCAGGCACGGACAUCGACUAAUAAUAUUAGUCCAAUAGAUAGGACAUUCAAUUUUUUCUAAUACCGCUCAAAAUCAUAAUCCCCUUUUUACACAGUAGUCAGGUAAUAAAAUAUCUCAAGCUUAUAGUAGGAUAUCUUUAUUAUUCAACAAACAUGUAAUAGAAGAAUAUAAUAACAAAUAAUACAUUUAUUUACUUACCAUUGUAAAAACAAUUUAAGGUUUUAUUUGAGAUCAUUUUGCCUAAUUCAUUCCGUUGUAGAAUCCAAUGAAAAAUGCUAUUUUAUUCUCAUUAUCAAUCAAUAAGUAUAGGAAUGGUCGGUCAGCGUAGAAAAACUUGACAUUUUUUGGUCCACAUUUCUUCUUUAUCACUUUUUUACCUGUGGUCAUUUAACCGUAUUUGUGUGAAAAAUAGUGACAUGGCAUUUUUCUGCUUGAUGCGUACUACAAAUUUCUCUCAGAAUCAAAUAAAUUAUCUCUAA